GCUGGAUAUUUUUCCACCAUGGGCUUUAUUCAGCCAUCAAGACAGUUAAAUAAGUAUAUGCCUACGCCAUCAUCUAGGCAUCUACAUCAGUAGUCAUAGUCCCUAGUCUUUGAGAGCACUCUGAUCCUAUUCACAUGUACAGGACCCAAAAACAAGUUUAAGUAAAGCCGUGGAAACUGCAGGUAGCCAUAGCAACAGCAGUGAUGUCAGCCUGGUAUCACUAAAUGUCGUAUGAAUAACGUGUCAGUUCCUCAAGUCAUUUCACACCAUUCAGACCCUAACCCCUAACCCCACCCAUCACACACACAUACACAUACACACACACACACACACCCUAUGGGCACUUACACGCAUUUUGAAUUGUGGUGGGAAAAAAAGAAAAAAACAAACGAUGGUACCGUUAUUUAUCACACCCCCAUUAUAUCCUUUGGUUUUUUAACGUUUUAUCAAAACCACUACUUGUUUAAACUACUCAUACGUCAUAUUUCACAUUUUUCUGAUUUGUUGUCUGUUGCCCGGGUGACCAUCGUUCAUCAAACUCCGUCUCCUGCCGUGUCUCGAGCCCGUCACGUGGGGGCGGCGCAUUUCGGUCUUUGUCGUUCGUCACCCACUCUGAGUUGGAGGCAGUGGUACCUCCUCACAGCCAGAAAGAAACCUGAAGCAACCAAAGUGAGGAUUUACAGGAGAAGAGAUCUAAUCAUCAUGAGGAAGAUCACAGGCAAACACUUGUUGUGCCUCUUUUUGCUCGCCUUCCCGCUGUCCUGGGCAGAAGACACAAAGAAAGAUGUGAGGAAGACUGAGAAUAACACAGUUUGGAGCCAAGCGAAGACCAGACGACUAUUUGCAAGGCGAAAGAUUUCUCCAUCACAGGAAAGUCACGUUCCUAAACACAAGUCAGAGGUGAUACCCCCUGCACGGCGCUGCGGCCGCCUGAUGGAGAGCUGCUCUGCACACGUGCCGUGCUGCGACCCCUGCGCCUCCUGCCGCUGUCGACUCUUCAACACCAUUUGCCACUGCUGGAGGAUGAACCCCCUGUGCUUAAAGAAGACAUAAAUGGAGCACAUGGAUGCACAGACACACACACACACACACAUGCACAAACACCCACCAGCACCUGGCACCUGGACACACACAUUAAUAAGCAUAGAUUAUAGGGGAAUCCACCCACGGUGCCCUCUGGCCCAUGAGAUUACCUCCUCUUUACACAGGUGCAGUUCAGAGAAUAUUAUCACAUUUCAGAGAAAACAUUUGGAAAACCAUGAAACAGUUUGAGGUUAAAAGUGAAAGCUCUUUUGGUGGCUUCCACACUUUUGUUGGGGAAGGAGAGGUGUGAAUGAAAGAAUGAAGCCAUGUGAUGACAGUGUUUUUCUGUCCUCAGUCUUCUGAGGCAUAAAGGUGAUUAAAAAAUACCCACAGACAUGUUUACAGACUAUCUAGAUACCCAACAUACAGUAUGUAGGUAUAACAAAGGAUGACUGACAUAUGCUUUUUCAUGUAUGUAUACAAUCACAUGUAAACUGUGUGUCGUAACUCUGGUAUUUCCCGCACCAUUGCUGCUUUUGAUUAUCUUUAUCAUUUCUGCUCUCCUGCCAUGUUAAUCUUGUCUGGACGCCAAUAACUGGAUUUACACUGGAAUAUAAAUUUCUUUUUUUAAACUCACUGGCCUACAGACUAAAUGUGAAAAAAAGAAUCAUCUGAUUUGGGUUAUUAAUGGUUAAAAACAGACUUUUCUAUUCCUGUGUAAACCAUGCCUUGGAGAAGAGAUGAUCUGGGGUUCCAAAUGAAGAAUUACCAAUUAUUCAUGUGUGGAUUUAUGACAAAAGUCAGUUUAUAUUUUUGCUAUUGAAUAAAUAUGUUGUAAGCCUA
Molecule: messenger RNA, 1866 nt
Organism: Lates calcarifer (barramundi perch)
Lineage: Eukaryota; Metazoa; Chordata; Actinopteri; Centropomidae
Gene: asip2b
Product: agouti signaling protein, nonagouti homolog (mouse) 2b
Exons: 4
Coding region: 337-1053 (238 amino acids)
Biological process (GO): neuropeptide signaling pathway; positive regulation of feeding behavior; adult feeding behavior
Cellular component (GO): extracellular region
Molecular function (GO): type 1 melanocortin receptor binding; neuropeptide hormone activity
Source: RefSeq, a predicted model, not a curated record